AUGAUAAAUGGUUCCCGAAGUCAAGCCCUCCGUCGAGCCGUUCUCGAGAUGAACCUGACUGGGGUGCGGUACCUCGAGAAAGCCGUCAGCUCCAGGGCCCCUGCACACGUGCACUGGCGUUUUGCGUGGACAAAGACGGUCAAGAUCGCUCAUGGCUGGCAUUGGGACGAAGGCCUCAAGGUUCGAGGCUUCCUUGCCACUCACUCUAUGUUAAGUUUUGUUCAGUGGACUGCUUCUUGCUCCUCGCAAAUCUCACCCUUGGAAUGGAGACUCGAUUCAGUUCCCCAACUUUCCCACCCAGAUGAGAGAGACUCCACAAGCCGAUCAGCCGAUCAAACCAUCGUCCCGUCUUUCAUCGCAGAGGCGCAAUUUACACCAGUCUUGUUCGUUGCAUCCGCUCCCCUGCAGGACCACCACGUCCAAACGAGGGGAAUUGGCGUAUCAGCAUCGGGCAAGUCGAGCCUGGAGGGUUCGCUCGGACAGCCGCGGCGUCGGACCGUCUGGGGCCAAGGCAUGACGAUUGUCUCUGUGCUUACUCUUCAAUCGCAUCCGGACCAUAAGGCUUUUGCUACGUCGAUGGACAAGACUCCCUUGCCAGACCAGAGAGCUUUGGCCACCGGAAUAAGCAAGCUGUGCAACGCUGGCACUGAGCUGGCGAACUUGGCCUGGGGAUUAUCGAUAAUUAAGCGUCGUAUCAAAAGUUUGGGCGUUGUCACGAUUGAUUUCCCACUCAUGUCACCGGCUGCUCAUAGCAAAGAAAACUCAUGGCAACUCAAUCUACAUCUACUAAUUCUGACUUCUGCCACGGAGAAGAUGCCAGUUCUAGCUAAGCAUGCCGCUUCAAUUCAGCCAGCUCGCUUCCGCAUGGCCUCUGCGCAAGCCACCGUAGUCCUCCGGCACCUCCAUUUUGGGCAGGGAUUCAGCCACAUCUUCUUUGAGAAAUCGAGAUUAUCUCGCGUCGGGAGGCAGCAUAGACCUCCUCUGAGAACGGUCUGGCAUCGGGAAGCGCCCCGUGAAUUGUUUACAAGAAGACGCAUGAGUCGAACUGGGUUCACCAAUACAUCGAAUGAGUUUAUGGCAAAAGCCACCGAAAUCAUCCCUAAGAAGCGCCUCAUAACCUUCAGAUUCUCGUUAAUGGAGUCGAAACAUCUCAAAUGUUUCAAGCACAGAAGAUCACAAUCAAAGCCGCAUCCGGCUGUUGCCAGCAUAUUGUCUCGUUUCAUGAUGUCUCUCACAACAACGAAUACACAUGUCAACAGCAAGCCACCACCCAGAUGUCUUUGCCUCACGGACUCCGACUGCCACGCGACGUUCAGGUCAUCAGGCUAUCCUGACAGCACCACAAGCCAGCCUCACCAGAGACUAUGGCAUUAUAGCCUACUCUCCUUUGCCCGAUUUGUGAAUCCGAUGGAGUGGGGCAUCGGCCGAUAUUGGCCAAAGCGUUAUCGACCUUCCGGCCAGAAUGAGGUCUGGCUCAUGUUCAGACUCUUCCGGCCGAAAGACCUUCAAAAGAGUAAGUUCCAGGGUACUAAGGCUCCUUGGUCGGCGGAAAUCGCAUCCGAGGAUUGUGGUUCGCGGCCUGAUUACCAUGACCGCUGGCUUAUUCACAUAAGAACCGCAUCGGGGAUGGAUCAGGGCAUUAUUCGUCCUGCUGCGGCCCAGCAAUCUGGCAUCGCGACGCCAAGGGCGCUGCUGCCAAUCCUGCACUUAGACAAGAGCGGCAGGCAGACGUUCUACUUUCUCCUAUUGCCAAUACUUGUAGGAGAGUCCAUACACGUUCUUUGGGAGAAUUCUCGAUGGUGGCGGCGAGCGAGGUCAUAUUGGUCCACUGAGCGUUUGAUUCUGGAUCAAAAGUCAAUUGCGUCAAAGGCUCGAUAUCAACGUCGAAUCAGUGGCACCCUCAACGGUUUGGAGAUUGCUCCCGUGGGGUUCUGGCACAACAAGAUUCCAGAGCUAUCCAUGUCGAGGUCCUUGUUCCUCAGUCCCACUUCGAUUCGGCUCGAAGCGCGCUGGGGCCUCGCAUCAUCUCAUCUAACCUCCCACGUAGCCUUGACUAUUGGCAACCACACCGUCAGACUUUACAGAAACAGAGACCUUCUGAAAAUCAUCUAA
Molecule: messenger RNA, 2112 nt
Organism: Colletotrichum lupini
Lineage: Eukaryota; Fungi; Ascomycota; Sordariomycetes; Glomerellales; Glomerellaceae
Exons: 18
Coding region: 1-2112 (703 amino acids)
Source: RefSeq, a predicted model, not a curated record